Molecule: messenger RNA, 1189 nt
Organism: Etheostoma cragini (Arkansas darter)
Lineage: Eukaryota; Metazoa; Chordata; Actinopteri; Perciformes; Percidae
Product: proline-rich protein 14
Exons: 4
Coding region: 275-646 (123 amino acids)
Source: RefSeq, a predicted model, not a curated record
UUCUUUCUAAACUUGUAUCUGUUUCUCUAGUCCAGACCUUUCUGCCCGGCAACAGCAGAAACAGAGAGCCAAUCACAGCUCCCGGAGUCUCCUCCCUCCCUGGCGACGGCCCCUCCCUCUGCCUCUUUGUUCAGCCAAUGGCCUGUCUGCUCCGCUGGCCGUCGGCCAAUCAGCAGCCAGCUCCCAGUUCCUCAGCUCAAAUAAAGAGCGAGGGAAACGAGUCUCUCAGAUCCGAAUCCGCCGGGCGUCGCCAAGGGAAACGCUGCUGACCCCAAUGGGACUACCAAAGGUCAAAAGGUUAAAGAAGAAGGAGUUCAGUCUGGAGGAGAUUUACACCAACAAGAACUACAAGUACCCCUCCACCAACAGGAGUCUGGAGACGAUCUUUGAGGAGCCGCGGGAGAAGGAUGGAGCGCUGCUCCUGAUUGGCCAGCAGCGUCGGCGCAGGCUCCUCCUCUUCCCCGACUUCACUCAGCCACGGAAGAGGAAGAGGGCGGGGCUUCCUGUCGCCAUGGCGCCCAGGAAGCGCGCAGCGGCGCGUCGCCACGGCAGCGGAGACGGCGAGGACGUCAGCGCCGACGUGAUGCUGCUGCAGCGACUCAGCGCGCUGGAGGACUUCCUGACUCGGCAGGGCCUGGACCUGUGACAUCACUUCCUGUCAGCUGACUGGAGGCUGCUCGCUGCUACCGCUGUGGUACCAUGGUUACCCUGGUGACGCCGUCAGCACGUCCGUCUGAUGGAGCGGCUUUUAACGUAGUUUUUUUACAGAUUAGGCUGUUUUUAAAAUGUGAAAGUUCUUAAAUAUUUAAUGUUAUCAGAUUUUAACAUUCAGGAGCCCCCCCCAACGAAUCAGGCAACUAAGAGGCCCCGCCCACACCGUGAUGUAGGCCCUGCCCAAAUCCUGACUCGGAGGCUCCGCCCCCAUCAUGGCUCAGAGGCCCCGCCCAUAUCCUGACCCAGAGGCCCGCCCAAAUCAUGACUCAGAGGCCCCGCCCACACAAUGACUCAGAGGCCCCGCCCACAUCCUGACUAACAGACCAGUGUACUGGUCUGUGAGUCUACUACGAUCAUUUUGAGUACUCUGAUUAGUCUGAUUAGAGUACUCAGAGUAUUAGUACUUUAAAGUGUAAUAUAUAUUUCUGCGGACGUUUCUAUUUUUGAAACAAUAAAGUUUGUUUCUGCUCACUGA